UGAGCGAAGGCUGUUUGAGGGCGACGUGUGAGAAAAUGUGAGGUCGAAAGUCGCCUGUGAAGGGAUUAAUGAGGACUGUUUGGACUUCAGUACUACUCCUGAGUCUCGGCGCACCUGAACCAGCAGACCUGUUUUACUCGGAGCAGUUAGAGGGAGAAGGACAUGGACGCGUAUGAAAAGUACACAGACCGAUUUGGACGCUCCUCGUUUAACGCUGACGUUUCCCCUGUGACCAUGGGAUUUGGGGUGGAGCUAAAAGAAAGGAAGCAUUUAUGACCUUAUUCUGGAAUAAGGAAAAUGUUCUUAGUUGCCUCCUGACUUUAACAUCACACUGCCCCAAAUGACUUCUGUAAUACAUUUUAGGCAUUCAUGUAGCCAAGCAUGUGACCGUAUGAUGAUAUUCAUCUACCUGACGUAUGCCUGAGCUUUGUUUAGUGAAAGCAUCCCCUACUCCUUCUUCGUCCCCUACAUCCUGUCUACUGUCUCGUCUGCUUAUGCUGUCCUGAAGCCCUGAUCUUUGGCCAUGCUCUGCAAGAGAAGUUCCCUCAUUGUUUGUGGUGCUUUCUUGUUUGUAGCUUGGAAUGCCGUUCUCAUAUUUGUCCUCUUGAGACGCUCUCCCAUUGGCCAGGAGGGUAAGGGUAUGCAGGGGGAGCCUGGAUAUGAGGAGGGCCAACGAGGCAAAGAAAAAGGCAAUAUUAUCCAGGAAUUAAUGAGGGUAAUUAAUGCAUUUGAAACUGAACUCAAAUCACAGAACGACAUUCUUCAUAAGAUCCAGUUGCACAAGUCACUGUGGCAAGAACGCAAAAAUGGUAACACGGCUGUGAAGAGUAAAUCGAAUGUUUUGGAGCCAGCCCCUGUGAUCAUUCCCAUUUUGGUCAUAGCAUGUAACAGGGUGACAGUGAAGCGCUGCUUGGACAAACUCCUUGAACAUCGCCCAUCAGCUGAAAGCUACCCCAUCAUUGUGAGCCAGGAUUGUGGACACUCGGAGACAGCUAGUGUGAUUGCCUCCUAUGGCAGUCAGCUGACCCACAUCAAACAACCUGAUUUGUCAGAUAUUUCAGUGCCUGUAGCACAUAGGAAGUUCCAGGGGUACUACAAAAUCUCAAGACAUUACCACUGGGCUCUCAACCAGGUGUUCAACUCCUUCUCGUAUUCCUCGGUCAUCGUUGUGGAGGACGAUUUGGAGGUGGCUCCUGACUUCUUUGAGUACUUCACAGCCCUCUACCCCAUAUUGAAAUCUGAUCCGACUCUGUGGUGUGCAUCUGCUUGGAAUGACAAUGGCAGGGAAGGAUUCGUUGACCCUGGUAAAUCAACCCUCUUAUAUAGGACAGAUUUUUUCCCAGGCCUUGGAUGGAUGCUCCUGAAGGAACUGUGGCUCGAGCUUGAACCAAAAUGGCCAGCAUCAUUUUGGGAUGACUGGAUGCGACAUCCUGACCAACGCAAAGACCGAUCUUGCAUUCGUCCUGAAGUAUCUAGAACUUUAACCUUUGGUCGUAAGGGUGUGAGUUUGGGUCAGUUCUAUGACAAGUAUCUCCGCUUUAUUAAACUCAAUACAGAAUUUGUGCCUUUUACAAAACUAGAUCUGUCUUAUUUAGAGAAAAAAAAAUACGAUGAAGAUUUUGAGAAGGAGGUUUACAGUGCUCCCAUCGUGGCCAUGGAAGACCUGAAAAGCGGGAAGUUAUCUGGACCAGGCCCGUUUCGGGUGCAGUACUCCAGUCCUGAAAGUUUUAAAGCCCUAGCGCGCAACCUUGGGGUCAUGGAUGACUUGAAGUCUGGAGUGCCGCGAGCAGGUUAUAGAGGUGUUGUCAGCUUCUUUUCGCGAGGAAGACGAAUCUACAUAGCACCACCUGUUGGUUGGAACCGGUACGAUCCAAGCUGGAGUUGAGGAAGGCUGUGCCUGUCUCUUGGAGGGGGGGUAAAUGUUGUUCAUGUCGUCAGCACAGAUAAGUCAUACUGUGCUUUACUGUACUUUGCAUCGUGCAGAACAUGCCACAGGUGCUUCAGAAGAAAGAAGUAGGCCUAAUAAUGGACUUUAUGAUGGAAAAAAAGAUAAAUUUGGUAUUUCCAGGGUUGGCACAGACAUGAUACCAAAGAAGGUAGUGUAGAUUAGUUGACUUUCAUGCCUCAGGUCAAUGUUAACAUUUUUAAGAGAAAAGAUUUAUAUAUAUAUAUUCAUUCAGUGUUGGAUAUAUAUGUUGGAAUUAUUACACCAAGCUGCCACCAUAAAUGUAAUUUAUACUGAUCAGUUAUGUAUAUUACCAUGAUAUGAUCAGAACUUAAUGCAGAUGUUGUGUAUAAGAUAUAGAAAAUUGUAUUCACCUCUCAUCUAAAUACUGCUUUAAGUGCCUUCAGACUUUUUUAGUUUUUUUUUUUUUUUUUAAUUCUAUGUGAAGUUCUAAAGUUCACGUUAAGUGGUGAUGGUUGUUAUGUUGUUUCAGACACCUUCUGUAGCUUUUCAAUGCAUUUGGAAAGACCUGUUCAUUGACAAAUUGUCACUAUAAUACUGCAAUUUGGAGAUUUAAUAUGUGGAAGAAAGAAUAAAAAAAAGUUUUGCAAUCUUUAA
This is a messenger RNA of Pygocentrus nattereri (red-bellied piranha), 2563 nucleotides long. RefSeq names its product alpha-1,3-mannosyl-glycoprotein 2-beta-N-acetylglucosaminyltransferase a (gene mgat1a). Gene Ontology annotation, cellular component: Golgi apparatus. The transcript has 3 exons. The coding region runs from base 524 to 1885 and encodes 453 amino acids. Gene Ontology annotation, biological process: protein N-linked glycosylation. Gene Ontology annotation, molecular function: alpha-1,3-mannosylglycoprotein 2-beta-N-acetylglucosaminyltransferase activity. The record is from RefSeq and is a predicted model, not a curated record. NCBI's taxonomy places the organism in Eukaryota, Metazoa, Chordata, Actinopteri, Characiformes, Serrasalmidae.